AUGGCACAAUUCUCCACCCUGCCAGCUGAGUUGCGUCAGCUUAUUUGGGAAUUUACGCUUCCAGCGCGAGUCGUUGAGAUGGGAGAACCGUGCGACCCAGAUAUCAUACCAGAGAAAGAUCUCAGACAAGCUUGGAUACUUAACAAAAAGCAUCCAGCCAUUGCUUAUGUCUGUUGGGAAUCCCGCCAAAUUGCUUUGGCCAAAUCCAAGCUCCCCAGAGGAGUUACUCUUGCGCCGGAUUCUAUCACAGACGCUCGAUGGUGGUCGAAAUCUACUGACAUUAUUCAUUUCAAUGCUCCCCCUGAGAUUAUCAAUGCUGCACAAAGAUGCAGGCUCGCAGAUGAUCUGCUUGACUUGAUGAAAGUUCCUAUUCUGCGCAAAAAAGUCUCUAUCAAUGCGGACAUCGUCCACCCUUUUCUGCGUUUCCGUAAUAGGUCCGAUCUCCCGAGGUCCUUGGUAUGGGAAGUAAUUUGCUCAAUGAAGACAUGCAUUAUCUCCCUACACACCGUCUGUAUUCGAGCUACCGUCGAGCAAGCUCGAGAGCUGGGCCUCUUUGGCAACGGCGACGAGCUAGCACAGUUGAUCGACCCAUUUGACAAGGCAGCUAUCCAACGAUUCAGACAGCUCUGGAACAACACAAAAAAAGAAGUAUCCUCAGUCAAGUUCUUCGACACAAUCGAAACUGGAAGAUUUACCUUUCGAGUCGAAAGGUGGCUCGCGGAGAUGUCAGCGGAGUACAUCCAUUUCAAAUGGACUAGUCCACCGUUUCCAACCCCAAGCCCACGGGAUAUAACUGCGUUACUUCGUCGAUACCCAGAUCAAAGACACAGCCCUGAGGCCAGACUAUAUCUCGUUGGAUUUCCCGCUCUGGAGCUGAGGAUCAUGUUUCGACUCUGCCCUCCUGUAGUGGUCGACCAGGUGAUUACAUAA
Messenger RNA from Penicillium robsamsonii, 930 nucleotides. Its product is annotated as 2EXR domain-containing protein. The transcript has a single exon. Lineage: Eukaryota; Fungi; Ascomycota; Eurotiomycetes; Eurotiales; Aspergillaceae. The coding region runs from base 1 to 930 and encodes 309 amino acids. The record is from RefSeq and is a predicted model, not a curated record.